Molecule: messenger RNA, 1541 nt
Organism: Megalobrama amblycephala (Wuchang bream)
Lineage: Eukaryota; Metazoa; Chordata; Actinopteri; Cypriniformes; Xenocyprididae
Product: zinc finger protein Xfin-like
Exons: 4
Coding region: 316-1263 (315 amino acids)
Cellular component (GO): nucleus
Source: RefSeq, a predicted model, not a curated record
AUCAUUUUUUUUUUUUUUUAAAGGGUUUUGUUUAGCCCCUUAGCAAGGUCUCUUUUGAAUGGCAUUUGCACCACUGGUGGUAAAGUGGAAUGCCAAGCAGCCAAACCUCCUCAAGAAACAACUGUGAACUAUAGUAUAGGCGCCUCUACAACGGUGCUUUACGGUAAUUCAUCCCAUGAUCCUGUUCUGUCAACCGGUAGUUUGUUUCUACAGAAAGAUCGUAAAGAAUAUAGUAGCAUUGUCUGUCACAAUAAAAACAAAUGUGGAGUAGAAUACAGUAGAGUCUACAUUAACCAAAUUAAACUGACAUAAAAUAUGGAAAUCAUGGAUACGGCUGAAGUACAGACACAGCUAAUAUCCAUAAUGGAAACUGUGGCGAAAACAGCUGUUGUGGAAAUACUCAAACUUUUCGAGAAGAAUUCGUUUUUGCUGCGAUUAGAGAUUUCACGAUGUACAAACGAAAAUGAAUCUCUGAAAAAGAAAUGUCAUUUUCUGGAAAGUGAACUUCAGUCUGCCCGGAAAACCGCUGGAAAUAUGAACGGGACAGAAGCUCCAUUCAGCCAUCCGGGACUGAGAGAGUCUGGACGUCGUCCCACAAUUGACAGUUUCUUUGGUAAGGAAUGGUCCAUGAACCUCUGGAGACACCAGGAGUCAAAUGUUGGUGAGCAGGAGGACGACACACACCUGGACUCUUCAGUCAUCUCAGAAGAGCCAGUAAAUCUGCUGGAUGAAGAACCAGAUGUGAUUAUGAUUAAAGAAGAGUCACUGAAGAUUGACGAUUGCUCUGGGAAAAACAAACCUGAGGGAGACCAAAGUAACAGUUUGAAAGGACUAGCAAUGACCAGUGAUGAGAGAUGUGUUGCCCAGAGCUCUGAAAAUUUUAUCACAUACACGGUACAGUCAGACGACCACAUGAAAUUAAGAAGACAACAGAGAAAGGACAAAAACAUUCUUGAUGGAACAACUGCUACCCAUGGAAACAGUGUAACAGGGUCAGAUUUGAGCCCUGAUGUCGAAUGUUUUCCCAGCAAAGUGAAAAGAAAGCGUAAACGGGUAACUAAUACACAAAAGUUAAAAAAGUUAAAGUGUGUUUUAUGUGAGAAAACCUUUGAAUAUCUAAGCCGAUUGCAAAAACACAUGCGAACACACUCUGGAGAAAAACCUUUUGUCUGUACAGUUUGUGGUCGACGGUUUGCUCAAAAACCAAGCUUUCUAUUACAUGAGCGCAUUCAUUCUGGUGAGAGGCCGUACGCGUACACAUAGUGUGGAAGGAGCUUCGCUCAAAAGUGUCCUCUUAGUGUACACUUCCGAAACCACACUGGAGAAAAGCCAUAUCAGAGUGUGGGAAAAGCUACGUGUAGGGGUGUAACCCCGGUGUCCUGGCCAAAUUCCCUCCAUAGGCCCUUACCAAUCACGGCCUCCUAAUAAUCCCCAUCCAUUGGAUUGGCUCUUUCACUCUCUCUCCUCUCCACAUACAGCUGGUGUGUGGUGAGCGCACUGGCGCCGUUGUACUGUGGCUGCCGUCGCAUCAUCCAAGUGGA